Molecule: messenger RNA, 2945 nt
Organism: Puntigrus tetrazona (Sumatra barb)
Lineage: Eukaryota; Metazoa; Chordata; Actinopteri; Cypriniformes; Cyprinidae
Product: collagen alpha-1(XIV) chain-like
Exons: 22
Coding region: 114-2945 (943 amino acids)
Cellular component (GO): interstitial matrix
Molecular function (GO): protein binding
Source: RefSeq, a predicted model, not a curated record
UCUCUCAUAAUCCAGUGGAUCAGUUUGUCUGCACAACUUCUGCCAUUGCGGAUAUUGUCAUCCUGGUCGAUGGAUCUUGGAGUAUUGGGCGAAUCAAUUUCCGCCUGGUUCGCAUGUUCCUCGAAAACCUGGUCAAUGCCUUCGACGUGGGAAUAGACAAAACCCGGAUUGGACUGGCCCAGUACAGCGGCGAUCCACGGAUAGAGUGGCACUUGAAUGGCUUCAGUACAAAAGAUGCAGUAAUAGAUGCUGUCAAAAACUUGCCGUACAAGGGAGGCAACACUCUCACAGGUCUUGCUCUUACCUACGUUUUGGAGAACAGCUUCAAACCUGAGUCUGGGGCUCGUGGCGAUGUUCCCAAAAUUGGAAUUCUGAUAACAGACGGCAAAUCCCAGGAUGAUGUUAUCCCACCUGCACAGAUCCUGAGAAGUGCUGGAGUCGAGUUAUUUGCCAUUGGUGUGAAGAAUGCUGAUGAGAACGAGCUGAAGGCCAUCGCCUCUGAACCAGAGGAAACACAUGUUUAUAAUGUGGCAGACUUCAGUAUCAUGAGCACUAUAGUGGAUGGUCUUACCAGGAAGGUGUGUGAUGGAGUGGAGCAACAAGACAAAGAUAUUAAACGAGAUCCUUCUGCUGAAGAGACAGCAUCUCCACCCCAGGACUUGGUCACUUCUGAGGUGACCGCACACAGUUUUCGUGUGUCCUGGACUCAUGCGCCUGGCAGUGUGGAAAAAUACCGGGUGGUUUACCAUCCAACCGCAGCAGAUGUUCUGGAAGAGAUUGUGGUGGGCGGCACGGAGAAUUCAGUCGUCCUGCAGAAUUUGAACUCUCUGACUGAAUACGAGAUUGCUGUGUUCGCUGUGUACCGCAGCGCAGCGAGUGACGCUCUGAGAGGCAGCGAGAUCACGCUGGCUCUACCAACAGUGAGUGAUCUCGAGGUGUACGAAGUGACAGACAACAGCAUGAGAGCCCGCUGGAGGGAUGCAGAGGGGGCUUCUGGGUACAUGAUCCUUUACGCUCCACUGAGCGGUGAGACUACAGAUGAAAGAGAGCUAAAGGUGGAUGAGUCGGUGACUGAUGUGGAGCUGACUGGAAUGAUUCCUGACACAGAGUACACCGUUACGGUCUAUGCCUUGUUCGGAGAGGAGGCCAGCGAUCCUGUAACUGUUCAGGAGACCACCAUGUCCCUGAGACCUCCUCGUAACCUGCGGGUCACUGAAGUUGACCACAGCUCUGUGCGACUCAACUGGGACGCAGUGUCCAGGAAGGUUAAGGGCUACCGUGUGUUGUAUAUGAAGACAGAUGGUGUCCAGACCAGUCAGGUGGAUUUGGGUCCAGUCACCAACGUGUACCUGAAGAACCUGUCACCCUUAACAGAGUACACCGUUGCUGUUUUCGCUCUCUACGAUGCCGGCCAAUCAGAGGCGCUCAGUGGCGGAUUCAAUACAAAGCUCGUGCCAGCCCCCUUCAGCCUCAUGACAUCACAGGUGACCUCAGAGAGUUUCCAGGUCAGCUGGUCACAUCCUGCCAGAGAUGUGGUGCUCUAUAAGAUGGCCUGGUCACCCACCGAAGGAGGACAAGAGAGGGAGAUAAUGCUGAGUGGAGCUGUGAACUCAUAUGUGAUUCAAGACCUGAGUCCUUUUACACAGUAUAAGGUGUCACUGUCAGCCAUCUAUGAAGACGAAAUGGAGAGCAACCCUGUGGUUGUGCUUGAGAAUACACUGGGCUGGACCACAGAAGUUCCCACAACUUUUCCCUCCACUACAGCAUUUGUUCACCUGGGAGUGAUUAACCUGUGGGUGGACGAGGAGACGCCCUUCAGUAUGCGAGUGAACUGGGAGGUGCUGGACUCAGACGUGGAGCAGUACAAAGUGACGUAUGUCAGUGCAGACCGCACAGAAGAGACGGUGUUAGUCUCUGGAAACAGAAGAAGCGUGAUCCUGCAACCUCUCCUCUCAGACACAAGGUACAAGAUCACAGUGACCCCUAUUUAUGCAGAUGGAGAGUCCGCAGCUAUGUCCAAGGCCUCUAUCGGAAAAACUCUGCCACUUUCUGGACCCAGUAACCUCAGAGUGUCUGAUGAAUGGUAUAAUCGCUUCCGCAUCAGCUGGGACGGCCCUCAGUUCCCCACUUUGGGUUACAGAGUCAUCUAUCAGCCCAUUUCUGUGUCAGGUCCGGCUCUGGAGACGUUUGUAGGGGAUGAUGUGAGCACCCUGCUGAUCCUCAAUCUGUUGAGUGACACGGAGUACAGCGUUCAGGUCAUCGCCUCCUACUCCACCGGCUCCAGCCAACCCCUCACCGGCAAGGGCAAAACACUGCUCCUGGGGGUGAAGAAUCUCAGCACGUACCAGGUGCUCAGCAGCAGCUUGUGUGCCCAAUGGCAGCCUCACCGCCACGCCACCGUCUACAGAGUCGUCAUUGAGUCACUGCUCAAUGGUCAGAAACAGGAAGUGAGGGUCGGUGGCGGUGCGUCCAGAGAGUGCUUCUUCAGUCUGACCCCCAACACCCAGUACAAGAUCAGCGUCUACACUCUCUUACAGGACACAGAGGGUCCCGCCGUCACCACUAUGGCGACAACCGCUCCGGCACCCACCCAGCCACCGACUGCACCACCCACCACCAUCCCUCCUCCCACCAUCCCCCCAGCCAAAGAAGUUUGUAAAGCAGCCAAGGCAGACCUUGCCUUCCUUGUUGAUGGCUCCUGGAGUAUUGGAGAUGACAACUUUCAGAAGAUCAUCCGUUUCCUGUACAGCACAACUGGUGCACUUGAUGUGAUUGGCCCCGAGGGAACACAGGUGGCCAUUGUUCAGUUCAGUGAUGACGCCAGAACCGAGUUCAAGCUCAGCUCCUACAGCGAUAAGGAGGCUCUGCUGGACGCCGUGCAGCGCAUCACCUACAAGGGAGGAAACACCAAGACAGGCAUGUAUCUCCAUCCUCAGACUGAAUGA